UAAAUUGGCCAAUGAAAAUAAAAAAAAAAAGAAAUAACUUACAAUUUUCUAAAAGAAAAAUAGCUUUCAUAUAUGUAGAUCGGUGGACCUUUUGUUUAAAACGUAAAAAGUCUGAAAAUCAAUUUCUCAGUUCUUAGCUAUCUCGAUUUCUAUUCCAUCCUUCUUAGAUUUUCUCUGAUCAAAGCCGACGCAGCAGCUGCCGCCGCCGGGACCCUUACCAUGGGUUACGAGGAUGAUCCGUAUCGUGAUGAGGAUGGAGAGCCGUUGAUGGACUACGAUGAUAUACAAUCUGACGGUGGACAGUCGCCAGAACCUCACCAGGAUGAUCUCGUAGAGGAUGAUGUUGAUGGAUGGGGUGAGCAAGAGCGAGAGAGGUCACAAACUCCUGUAUAUGACAAUGAUAAAGUUGAAAAGCCUCGAAAGAGGUUGGUGAAGAAGAGCAAUUCUGGGAUGGGGGAAAAGGGUAGUUUUGUGGUGCCUGAGUUGGUCGAUGAGGAUGAAGAAGAGGGAUUUGGGAGGGAGUAUGCGAUGGAAGGGAAAAAGAGAAAGAAAUUGGGCAAGGAAGGGGCUGGGAGUAGUGGGAAGGAGAGAAAAAAGGUUAUAAAGGGAGAUAAGAAGUAUGGAAAUAGUGGAGGGAAGGGGGCAAGUCAUUCAAAAUCAGGAUUGCUGAAGAAGGGAAUGUAUUCAGAGAAGCUGGCCGGAAAGGAAGAUGGUGAGGUCAAGGAGAUGUGGGAUACUAUUGCUGGUGGUGAUUCUGAGGAUGAUCAAGAGGGUCCCAGGAAUAUAGAUGAUGACAACUUUAUAGAUGACAGCGGUUUAGAUCCUGCUGAUCGAUAUGGGAGUGACAAUGAACCACGCUCUCCUGGUGAUGCUCCUCAGGCUGAGGAGGGUGAGGAAGAUGAUGAAAUAAAACAGCUUUUCAAAAUGGGUAAGAAAAAGAAGAAAAAUGAGAAAAGUCCUGCAGAAAUUGCGCUGUUAGUUGAGAAUGUCAUGGCUGAGCUUGAGGUAACAGCUGAAGAGGAUGCAGAAUUAAAUAGACGGGGGAAGCCUGCCAUCAAUAAACUUAAGAAGUUACCACUUCUUACUGAGGUUCUCUCAAAGAAGCAGCUCCAGCAGGAAUUCAUAGAUCAUGGUGUACUAACUCUUCUAAAAAAUUGGCUUGAACCUCUUCCAGAUGGAAGUUUGCCCAAUAUAAAUAUCCGUGCUGCAAUUUUGAGGAUUUUGACUGAUUUUCCAAUUGAUCUGGAACAGUAUGAUAGAAGAGAGCAGUUGAAGAAAAGUGGUCUUGGAAAGGUAAUUAUGUUCUUAUCAAAAUCCGAUGAGGAAACCACAUCCAACAGAAAACUUGCUAAGGAUUUGGUUGAUAAAUGGAGUCGACCCAUAUUUAAUAAGAGUACAAGGUUUGAGGACAUGAGAAACAUUGAUGAUGACCGAGCCUUCCGAAGGCCGACCAUAAGGAGGCCAGUGAAUAAUUCUGCAGGGAUGGAAUCUAGGGAUGGUGAUCUGGAUUUGGAUAUUUCACGGGAACGAAGAUCUGGCCAAUCAUCUUCAAGGCAACAUGCUUCUAGGCCAGAAGCAACUCCAUUGGACUUUGUGGUGCGCCCUCAGUCUAAGAUUGACCCUGAAGAAAUUAGAGCCCGUGCUAAACAAGUAGUACAAGAUCAGCGGCGAUUAAAGAUGAAUAAGAAGUUGCAACAGCUGAAGGCACCAAAAAAGAAGCAAUUGCAAGCCACAAAACUCAGUGUGGAAGGUCGGGGCAUGCUCAAAUAUUUGUGAAUUCUGAUGCUAUAGCUCGUUGAUUGCCAGGUUAGAAGUGGGUAUUGUUGAAGCCCAAUUAUGCAUACUGCAUAAUGCAUGAUGCUGUUGAUCAUGGAUUGGUUGAUGUUUGAGCUUUAAUAGAAUCUCGUGUUAAUGGGUUUCGAGAACCAACUGGCAGGAGGAUGAUUCCAAGAUUGUUCUGUCGGGAGCACUCAGCAUUGGAUAAAUUUUACAUCUACCUGCUAUAUUCAUGUUAAUGCGCGAAAUGUGAAAUGCUAAAUUUAUCAUAUUUUUUAAGAAAUAAAAAUGUUUCUGCAAGGAACAAUUAUGGUCAGAUUGCUGAUGCUGCUGCAAGUUGAUUUAUGUAAUUAAAUCUGGAUAUUUUUUAUGUGAGAAUUACUUGCAAUUGUGAAAGAACAGAAUAAGUGUCUUA
Messenger RNA from Jatropha curcas, 2191 nucleotides. It is a transcript of the gene IWS1, whose product is annotated as Transcription elongation factor (TFIIS) family protein. The record is from RefSeq and is a predicted model, not a curated record. Gene Ontology annotation, biological process: regulation of DNA-templated transcription elongation; brassinosteroid mediated signaling pathway. NCBI's taxonomy places the organism in Eukaryota, Viridiplantae, Streptophyta, Magnoliopsida, Malpighiales, Euphorbiaceae.